GGCACCUGUUAUGUUGCAGAGUCAGGAAAUGACAGUUAAUUUCCUGAUGCCUUUAAUUGAAAGAGUGAAACAGUGUUAAGGUCUGGCGGUGCAGAGGGGUAUGCCAGGUUGUUUAAUCUUCGAAAGUCUUGCCCCAGCUCUCCCAACGUCUCUGAUGCUCUUUGCCUGCGAUCGCGUAACUGCACUCCGUCUGGUUAGGAGGCGCAAAUUCAUUCAAUUUCAUAUUGUUUACCUGGCAAAUUUAAAACUAAGGGAGGUACUGAUGUAGUCGGAAAACUGGGGUGUUCGCUGGGAUGUGCACACAUAAUGGGGGGUAACCAGUCAAACAGAGGGACACCGUUCGAUGCUUCCGGAGAAGUAAAUUUUGACCACUUCCUCAUUCUGCGUGCCAUUGGGAAAGGCAGCUUUGGGAAGGUGUGCAUAGUACAGAAGCGAGACAGUAAGAAGAUGUAUGCCAUGAAGUACAUGAACAAGGCCAUGUGUCUGAAGAAUGAAGCGGUGAAGAAUGUGCUAAAAGAGGUCGAGAUACUCACGAUGCUGGAACAUCCAUUCCUUGUCAAUCUCUGGUACACGUUUCAGGAUGAGGAAGACAUGUUCAUGGUUGUGGACCUGUUGCUGGGCGGCGACCUGCGCUACCACAUCCAGCAGGACUGCGCGUUCAACGAGCAGCGCAUCAAACUGUACAUAGCGGAGAUCGCGCUCGCGCUUGAUUACCUGCAGAGUAAACAAAUCAUUCACAGGGACAUCAAACCGGACAAUAUCCUGUUAGAUGAGGAAGGUCAUGUUCACAUCACAGACUUCAACAUCGCCACAGUGAUACGCGAUGGGCAGCUUGCUACCUCCUUAUCUGGGACCAAACCCUACAUGGCCCCGGAGAUGUAUGCGUGUGCGAUGGAGGAAUGUCCGGGUUACUCUUACGCCAUCGACUGGUGGUCCCUCGGUAUCUGUGCCUAUGAAAUGCUCAGAGGAAAGCGUCCAUAUGAUAUACAUUCCAACACGACGGCUCAAGAGGCAAAGUUGAUGUUUACGACAUCGAGGCCUUGCUCAGUGACACCCUGGGAGGACCAGAUGAGAGGUCUGCUGAAACAGUUGCUACACUUGGACCCAGACAAGCGGAUAUCAUCCCUUAAUGUGCUCAAACAACACAGCUACAUGGUAGAUAUGGACUUCUCAAGAGUCCUGCAACGUCAGAUCAAACCUGCCUUUGUGCCUUCUAAAGACCACCUGAACUGUGACCCAACUUACGAGCUGGAGGAGAUGAUAAUAGAAGCAAACCCGCUGCAUAAGAAGAAGAAACGACUGGCAAAACAGUCCUCCAAGAGAUCUGAUGGGCAUGCAAACUCUCAGGAAGUGAUAGACAGUGAAAAGAUUGCUGAGGAGGCUUUCUCGGACUUCAAGGCAUACAACAGGGAGAGCGAAGUGCGGGACAAACGGCGCCUCCAUGUGACCUCCAGUGACUCAGCGCUGGCUCAUCACAAGGUGACGUGUGAUAUGGAGCGUGACAUCAAGAAGCAGGCCCUCUGCAAGGCCAAUAGCGAGUCUGCCACACACGCCUUGAAGGUCAAGGCCACCUGAUAGACAUUGAAGGUCAUGGCCACCUGAUUGACAUUACAGGUGAAGGCCAUCUGUUAGCAAAUUAGGGCUAGGCCAUAUUGGAGUUCAAUGACACCUGGCUGACACUGAAGGUCAAUGCCAACUAAAAGCAAAUUAGGUCAAGGCCGCAUGAAAGGUCAAGGACACCUGAUUGACAUUAAAGGUCAAUGCCACAUGAUUGACAUUAAAGGUCAAGGCCACCUCAUAGCAAAUUAGGUCAAGGCCACAUUGAAGGUCAAGGCCACCUGAUAGACACUGAAGGACAUUCUCAAGGCCUACUGUAUAUAUUUUGUUAUCACUUAUUUAUGUGCGUUCUGGGAAAACAGGGCUUAAUGCAUGUGGGUAAAGUGCUGUUCUAGAUUAGCCUGUGCAGUCAGGGACAUCACUUUCCGUCUUAACCGGACUUUGGCUAAGAAGAGACUUGCUUUUAAUGAUUUUUUUAAAGUACAAAGUGCCGUCCCUGAUAAGCCUGUGUGGAUUGCACAGGAUAACCUGGGAGGAUGAUUUGCGCACAUGCAAAAAGCCCAGUUUUUCUACAGCGAAUGAAAAAUAUUAAACAUUUAAAUACUCUUCAAAAUAAAGUAAAGCAAUAUUCUACUUUAUUUGCAAUUCUGUCAAAAGGUGUUGCUUCUCAACUAACCUGUGUGCUUGUUGGUGUUGUAUGAUGAGUACUACUGUAGUUCAAUUUUCUUUUUUCCAAUAUGUGCAUGAGACGGUAAACAUUUAGUCACCAUACCGCAUAAUUUAUUAUAUAUUGGUUGGACAUAACUAUGUUCUUACUAUCACUCUGUGCAUCAUUAUCAUUAACUUUGUAAAAAAAUGAUUCUGCAUUUUUGAUGAAUAAAUGUUUUCAUCUCAAGUGUAAAUGCCUAUUAUGUUUUCGGAAAUGAAAACGGGACAUACCUGAAAAGGUAACUUCACUCUUAAUAAUGCUCAAACAUGUAAGAAAACGAACACUGUACCUAUUGUUUAAGUUAAACCCUUACUUUUUAUACAAAUGCUAGAAAUUUAGCUUGUCUAGAAAUUAUUUUAUUGUUCCAUUACAUGUAACUAGAUCUUAGUUUAUGCACAUUGGAAAGAGUGCUUACAAAUCUGCAUAAAGAUAAAGGCAGUGAUGUUACAUCUCUAUAAAUAGAAUAGUAAUAGGAAAAGUUAUGGUAAAUGCAAUAAAGGCAUAUAAAUAUGUGAGCCUUGCUGUGCAAAAAUGGGUCUAAUACCAUAUGAGGCCAGCAUAGCCCCGUAACAUCCUGUGCAUACACAUUUACAGUUCUUUGUGUUCAUGUUUAUAAUUUGGAGGUCACCCUAUAACAUGCCAUUGACACUUUCAAUGUAAUAUAAUCAUGAUACUUUUAUAUAUAUCAAGGGUAUAGUGCCAGAAGGUCGUAAGUACAAUUUUCAUAAAACUGAGAAAAUGGCAAAAUAAGGUGUUAAACAUGCACAUUUCUAGAUCUAUCAUAGUUACGUUAUUGAAAUUUGCUACAUGUAUAAAGUAGUGAUAAGAGUAUUUAAAUGUCAUAUUAUCACUGCUUUAUCCAUUAUUUGUAAUGAGUAAAUGACUUAAAAUGUACAUACUGCACUUUGGCAUACAACGAUGUGCUGGUUUGUUUCUGGGAAAAAAUGCUGUAAGUACACUUACUGCAUUUGAAUUUUAUAGGAUUUGUCAAUAUGAUAAAGUCGAUGUGCAUGUAAGUACACAUACUUCAUUUUAGCACUUGUAAAAUAUGUCAUUAUUCUGCUUAAUUGUACACAUACAACACAUUGUGUACUGCAUCACUGAACAAAAUGACAAAAUCAUUAUCUAUAUACACCAUUAUUUAUUUCAAGGAAUACAAUGAAGCAAUUGUCAAUGACACAAUAAGUACUAGGAUACUGGUUAUUUCAUCUAGUAGACAGACAACUGACAUAUUCAUAUCACAAACAGUUAAUUUGCAUCUGAAUCCACAUCAUCUUCCAUGAUAUCUGGAUCUGGCAAACGGUCUCUAAUUGUGUUGCUGUCUGGAAGAGUUUUGAUGUACGCAUGGAACUCAGAAGGUAUUGUUCCAUCGCUGCAAAGAGACACCAAAUCUGCCUUUUUGGCACUUGAAAUUGACAGCUUUGUAAGGUACAACUGUGGCACUGGUGCUGUCAUAGCUUUUGUUUUCCUUGAUGACUUUAUUUUCAUACUGCAAAAGUUGCAAUCAAAUUGAUACUUGAAGAAGAUAUCAUUUGGCUCUGACUUCCUAAACCUAAGCCAUCUGAUCUUCAUCCAUUGAACUCUUUGACCUUUAGCAUCUACCGCAUUUGCAGAUAAUAGAGAGUUAGCCAGCGGUUUCAAAUUAAGAAAGUCAAAAUACUUCAAUGGUACUACAGUGUACAGGCACUUUUUUCUAGACAAUCUAAUGACAGUGUCCCACUGACUUGGAACAAAACAGGUGCUGAUAAGCAGAAUAACGUUUCAACAAUACUGUAUUGUUGAAACGUUAUUCUGCUUAUCAGCACCUGUUUAUAGCCAGGAAUACACAACAGGCAGGACACUGCUCUCCAGUACAAUAUGAUACUGCAGAUAUCCUUUCUAAGAUAAACUCAAGAUAGCAAGUUGAUUUAUUACAGUGAAGUCUUGCAGUACAAAAAACCUUAAACUUUCUUUAUAAGUUAAUUAGUUCAUAUGUAUAUUAAGUAGUUAUUAAACUUAAAACAUUUAAUACCUAUUGAUACAAGCAGUUCUGUUGUUUUUCAGAUUUCUGUAUGUAUACUUAAAGCAUUUUGGUUUCAAAUUACAGUCGUAAUAUAUCUUUUCUAAGAUGCAACAAGUAUACUUAAAACAUUAUCCCCCUGACUAAUUAACACUACAUGUUUAUUCUAUAAUGUUGUAAGUACAUAUAUUCUAUAAUGUUGUAAGAACACAUACCUUAAAAUGGCACAAAAAAAAUAUCUGUUUUCAAGAAAAUAUUUACUGUGCCAAAGUGAAGUAAGUACACUUGCCCCUCUUUGGCACUUACUGUAAGUUACUUAAUACCUUCUGGCACAAACAGGACCAAGUCAAAUGGACUUAAGACAAGUGGUCAUUAUCAAAUUACACCGCUAAAUAUAGGAAUAUAAUGACCAAAGCAAAAGCAAAAGUUAGAUAAAUAUAUAACAACUUGUUUUUUGUUAAAUGUCAAUUUUGACAUAAUCUGUACUUACGACCUUCUGGCACUAUACCCUCGAUAUAUAUUUGUUAUAAGAUGCAUGUUAAACACGGUAUUUAUGAGAGUUGAAUAAAAUUAUUGUAUCACGUUUAGAUGAACUUAGUUUUUUGCUUGUCUGUUGACUGAUGCCCUGAUCUAUGUUGGAUUUUUUACUUUUGUAAUCUAUUAUUUGUAUUUACUAUUUUGUGUAAUUAUAAUUUGUUACAUGUUUACUUUUUUAAACUCAUUUUGUUAAGUUUGCUAUCAUAUACUUUUGUUAAAUUAUACUGUAUGUUUUCUAGUUAUUUUACUUCACAUGUACAUAAUUGAUUGUAAAAAAACUGCAAUAAGAUUCAAACUGCCAAAUGUAGUAUAUAAGCUCACCUGAGCACAACAUUCUCAUGGGAGGCAUUAAUCGAUCUUCAGUCUGUCCAUUUCGGGAGUAAAUAUUUUCUUUUAACAAAUUCUCCUGAAUGAAAGGUAGAUUUAAUGAAAUCCUUGUGGGAACCUUUUUGUUGCACAAGGCGUUCCAGGCCAUUACAUAUGUAGGUCAAAAUAGCUUAACAUAGAUUUUAGAAGUGAAAACAUACAAAAUCAAAAACCACACGAUCAGGUGUUGUUACAUAUAACGUAAGGCAUGUUACAUGCUCUAGUGGUCCUUUUCAAAGAUUCUAUUAUUAUCAUAUCUUUUAAUUAAUAUUCCUCUUAGCUUAUAUUGCAGCAAGGGGGUGGCCAUUUUUCUUUAUAUGGCUAUUGUAAAACCUUACUGGCACUCUAGAAGUCACAUUCUUAGUCAAAUCUUCAUGAAACUUGGUCUGAAUAUUUGUUCUAAUGAUAUCAGGGCUGAGUUUGGAAAUGGUUCCCGUACGUUGAAAAACAUGGCCGCCAGGGGGCUGGGCAUUUUUCCGCCUAUGGCUAUAGGAAAAACCUUGUUAACUCACUAGUUGAAUAUUUUGCCAAGUUUGGAAAUGGUUUAUGAAGCAUUUCAAAAGUUGCUGAGAGCAGUUCAGUUCCCUAUUGUUUCAGGUGAGCGCCUGUGGGCCUCUGGCCCUCUUUUUAGUUUAACAACUAUCAUAUGAAUUAAGUUCCUUUGAUGACAUAGUCUUUUGCUCAUACUGUAAAGUUGUGAUGUACAUGUAAAAUAAAUUUGUUUGCUAAUUAAA
Messenger RNA from Dreissena polymorpha, 5902 nucleotides. RefSeq names its product serine/threonine-protein kinase 32A-like. Bases 307 to 1575 code for a protein of 422 amino acids. The record is from RefSeq and is a predicted model, not a curated record. Gene Ontology annotation, molecular function: ATP binding; G protein-coupled receptor kinase activity; G protein-coupled receptor binding. The transcript is spliced from 13 exons. Lineage: Eukaryota; Metazoa; Mollusca; Bivalvia; Myida; Dreissenidae. Gene Ontology annotation, biological process: regulation of signal transduction; G protein-coupled receptor signaling pathway; protein phosphorylation.